Molecule: messenger RNA, 1466 nt
Organism: Pomacea canaliculata
Lineage: Eukaryota; Metazoa; Mollusca; Gastropoda; Architaenioglossa; Ampullariidae
Product: glutathione S-transferase omega-1-like
Exons: 5
Coding region: 331-1053 (240 amino acids)
Biological process (GO): glutathione metabolic process
Cellular component (GO): cytoplasm
Molecular function (GO): glutathione dehydrogenase (ascorbate) activity; glutathione transferase activity
Source: RefSeq, a predicted model, not a curated record
UACGAACAGUGAUAGAAGCAACUCCAUCAACCAGGUGAGAGAGUGAGUGAAUGAAGGAAAGGGGUGAGGGUGGGAGAGACGAAAACAGAGCGACUGAGCUUUGAACUCCCUCGCUUCCUCAAUCAGCGUUUGAGCGAAGAGUUUGAAGGCAAUACCACACUUAGUGCAGCUGUACUUUCAUCAGAGCACUUGCUCUAAUGCGGCCUCAUACAACCCGCCGAGUCACUCCUCACCUGUGCAAAUACACCUGAAUAAACAGUUUGUUAUUCGUGCUGCAUAUCUACCCUCGCACCCCUCAACGUAUCAGUCAGUAGUCUUGCUGCCACGAACAUGACGGCAAAAGCCUACGUGAAAGGGUCAACUUUUCCACCGCUGGCUGCGGGCACCCUGCGGCUGUACAGUAUGAGACUAUGUCCGUUUGCACAGCGUGUUCGCCUGGUACUGGCUCACAAACAGAUCGGCUACGAAACGAUCAACAUAAACCUGAAGGAGAAGCCAGAAUGGUUUCUGGAGCGAAACCCAAAGGGCGCUGUACCAGUGCUAGAAAAGGACGGGAAGAUAAUCUACGAAUCUGUCAUUGUCUGCGAGUACCUGGAUGACAUCUAUCCACAAAAUCGCUUAACUCCCCCUGAUCCGUACCGAAAAGCACGGGACGCCAUUCUGUUGGACUACUACGGCAACAAGUACAUCCCUAAUCACUACAAGCUUCUGAGAGAUCAGAAAGAUGAGGAAGUCAAUGAUACGUUCAAGAAAGCUGUGCAAAAGCUGGAUGAUGAGUUGAAAACAAGAGGGAAAUUUUUUGGAGGCUCUCAGGUAGCGAUGAUUGACUUCCUGAUAUGGCCUUGGAUUGAAAGGCUUCCUGUCGUGGCUGCAGCUUUUCGGGUUGGUAACCUGUCUGAGAGCAACUUUCCUCAUCUUUAUGCAUGGAGAGAAAGUAUGAUGUCCCUUUCAGCUGUGAAAGACACUGCUUUUGACCAUAAAACGCAUCAACAGUUCUAUAAGAAAAUUCAAGAAGGCAGCGCUGAUGCUUAUGAUAUCGGGCUCGAAGAAUAAUUGUUUUAUACCGAUUGUCAUAUGUCAGUUAUUGCAGAUGGCUGUCUAACAAGUACAAUAUAUCUGCCUGAACACUUCAAAAUCAUCAUCGAAAUUAUUAUAGCAAAAACCAAUUUACUCAGAAAUGCUAUCACACAGGCGCAAGAAAGAUUAUAUUGGUAGUUCUAGAAAGCUGACCUUUACUGAGCGGUUAAUGAUAAGUAUGUGUUAAUUUGAUUGUUACUGAACAUUUGUAUCACUCAGCAUCACAGCCAUACAGACCACACUCUCUGUGGCGACCAAUACUGAAAAUGACCUAGUUGAGACCAUAUAGACGUGUGUAGGUGGAUUGCUGUCUGCCAAGACCAACGCUUAGUCUCUUGUGAAGUGAUCUGCUAUACAUUAUAAAAGAAAUAAAAAUAAUUUUGAAAAUA